AUGACGAACGAAUUUAAUGCACAUAUUGAAAAAUUUAUUAAUUCAUUGACUGAAAAUCCACUAGAAAUUCAUUAUCAAGGUUUUGAUUUUUCAAGUGUAAGUGAUAGUCGAACACAAUUAACAAAAUUCAAUUAUGAUAAAAGCAAAGUAUCAUUUCUUAAUCUCGAGAUGAUUGCAGAUAUGUUUCAAGUAUUUACUGCUGUUCACAGUGCUGUUGAAAAAAAUUCAUCAAGAGAUUUUUGUGUCGAAGUACCACAUCGGUUAUCAAAUACAAAAUCGGUUGGUGAUGCAUUACGUAUGUUUGGUGGUUAUGGUAAACCAUAUAUACUUGUUGUUUCCAUACUUGAUCGGUCACAAAGUGAAGAAUUAUUUGAAAACAUUAGUAAAAUUGAAAAUGUAACGAAAAUGACCAAGGAACAAAUGCAACAAUGUAUGAGCAAUAAUUUCGAUAAUAUUCGAAAAUAUUAUUUUGGAACGACAAGUGAUCAAGAACAAGCUGCUUAUGAAAAUCCCAUUGGUGAAAUUGUUACUAAAAUGGUUGCUUCUAAACAUCUCUGA
Molecule: messenger RNA, 558 nt
Organism: Rotaria sp. Silwood1
Lineage: Eukaryota; Metazoa; Rotifera; Eurotatoria; Philodinida; Philodinidae
Source: the annotation of a GenBank genome assembly